This is a messenger RNA of Tricharina praecox, 966 nucleotides long. Its product is annotated as FAD dependent oxidoreductase. NCBI's taxonomy places the organism in Eukaryota, Fungi, Ascomycota, Pezizomycetes, Pezizales, Pyronemataceae. The transcript has 3 exons. Bases 1 to 966 code for a protein of 321 amino acids. The record is from RefSeq and is a predicted model, not a curated record. Gene Ontology annotation, molecular function: FAD binding; D-amino-acid oxidase activity.
AUGCCGGAUCACAUAGUAGUCCUCGGCGCGGGCGUAAUCGGCCUGCAAACGGCGCUGCACCUCCUGCGCACUUCGCAGCGUCCACAGGUGACUCUCAUCGCCGCGCACUUCCCUGGCGACUGGUCGCUCUCGUACACCUCGCCGCGGGCGGGCGCGCACUGGCGCAGCCAAAGCGCGGACCCAUUCGUGCAGCGCGCCGACCGGGAGACGUACGAAUCCUGGCUGUCCCUGUGCUCCCACGCACCCGCGGCGGCGGAAACGGGACUCGCGCUGACCCCAUCGUAUUAUUACUGGGAGGAGCACACGGACGAGACGGUGGAUGACUUCAAAGCACUCGUGUGGAAACACUACGUGAAGGACUUUAGGGUCCUGGAAUCACAGGAGCUCCCUGACGGCGUGUGCUGCGGCGUGCAGUAUACUACUUUUGCUAUCAAUCCGGUAAGGUAUAUGCACUACUUGCUGGAGAGGUGUAGAGAGUUGGGCGUGGUGACGGUGAGGGGGGAGGUAGCCUCACUCGAGGAGUGUUUUGGGACGGAUGUGGAUGUGGUUGUGAAUUGUACGGGCAUGGGCGCGAGGAUCCUGGCGGGGGACGAAAAGGUGUAUCCUAUUAAAGGACAGACGGUGCUGGUGCGGGGCGAGUGUCGGGCGGUGAAGUUCAGGAAGACCAAGAGUGGGUGGCAGGAUGCAGUGCUCAGGAGGCCGGGGGAGGGGACGAUUCUGGGGGUUUCGAAGGAUAAGGAUGAUUGGAGCGACAAUGUCGACCUAGACUUGACCGAGAUGAUUCUGGAGCGGUGUAAACUGCUUGCACCGGAGCUGCUGGUGGACGGAAAGUUCGAUGUUAUUCAAUCGCAGAUUGGCCGGCGGCCGGCCCGGAAAGGCGGGAUUCGUAUCGAGAUCGAGCCGGUCAAUGUAGGCGGGCGGGAAAGGAUCAUCUGCCAUCACUAUGGCCAUGGCGGUACAGGGUAA